Messenger RNA from Toxotes jaculatrix (banded archerfish), 3078 nucleotides. Its product is annotated as TRPM8 channel-associated factor homolog. The record is from RefSeq and is a predicted model, not a curated record. NCBI's taxonomy places the organism in Eukaryota, Metazoa, Chordata, Actinopteri, Toxotidae.
GUGUUCUCUCCAGUCGGAUAGUGUUCUUGGUGAAUUGCCUGUUUGGGAAACUGUUGUGCUCCAGUGCAAUAAUUGAAGAAUUUAGCCAACUUAACUUUCAGAACAGCCUGACUGGCACAACACACCUCCAUCUAAGAACAACUAAAAACGGCACAAGUUACAUCUGACUCCGUACAGCUUUCUUUUACCAAGCACUCUCUUCUUCAUUUGAUCUUCAGAGCAUCAGUCCAUCUCACCAUGUCCAACCAGCCCAUCCAAAACCACCAUGAAGAGGCCUACUUGUCCCUGAUGAGAGGCUUUAAAGAGCUGGAUCUCUGUGGCCCCUGUGUCCCCAGCGACCUGGUUCUGAUUGGAGACCACGCCUUUCCUUUAACAAUGAACAGCCGAGGCCAGGUCCUGAUGGCUGCCUCUCUCUACGGUCGUGGAAGGAUUGUGGUCCUGGGCCAUGAGGGAUACUUGACAGCCUUCCCUGCUCUGGUGGAGAACGCCCUGACCUGGCUGAGAGGAGAUGGAUCUGACAACCUGUCUGUGGGGGUUCAGGAGAACGUCAGGGCAGUCGCUGAAAACUUCAGCAAAUCCAGCUUCCAGGUCAAAGUGGUGGGGGCCUUUAGUGACAGUCUUGAGGUUGGUGUGUAUGUGACGGAUGCCUACAGUGUGGGUGCAGACCCGAAGGAGCUGGUGGCAUUUCUGAAAGCUGGAGGAGGAGUGCUGAUAGCAGGUCAGGCGUGGAGCUGGGCUGCAGAUCACCCUAAGGAGAACACUCUGCUUCAGUUUGAAGGGAAUAAGGUUUCUGGUGUAGCAGGGAUCUACUUCUCUGAGCAUCAGGGUGAAGUGGAAUGCCUGCCUGUCUGUCCUCAAAUCCCAUCCUCCUGGAUGGCUGCAGUAAUCGGUAAGGAUUUUGAGGAUGACUUAGAGUUCUUACUCCAGGGGAUUUCAGAGUUUGACCUCCAGAAUGGGGUAGUGGCUUCUGAGGUCCUGGUCCAUGGCCCUCUAGCCUUCCCCAUCGGUACCACUGAGGAUGGACGAGCGUUCCUGGCAGGUGCCUACUAUGGGCAGGGAAGGGUCGUUGUGAUCACUCAUGAAGGACUUCUGAGACGAGAGACACUGGCUCCGUUUUGGAACAACGCCAUUAACUGGUUGGAUGAAGGACGGAACGGGGUUAUUGGCGUAGCCCCAGAACUUAGCCAAGCCUUCGACCUCCUCAGCAAGUCAGACUUUAACUGUAUAAAGACAAACUUUAGAGAAGACCUGAGUGUAUUUGUGUGUACAGCGUACAGUGAUGAGCAUGUGAAGGAAAUCCAAGACUUUGUAGCAGAGGGAGGAGGCCUGCUGAUUGGUGGGCACGCCUGGUACUGGGCACAGACGCAUCACGGGCAAAACCCAAUGACAGAUUUCUCAGGGAACAAGAUCCUGAACAAAAUGGGUUUGAGCCUGCUGGAGAAGAUAAUUAGUGAAGGUUCCUACAAGGCUCCUGUACCCAGCCAGGCAGUCAAAGAUAAGUACCACUUCCGCCACCUUCUGCAUCGCUUUGCAGGUCAUGUAACCGAGGGGGAGGAACUUACAGAGCAUGAGGAGGAAUUCCUGAAAAAACUAGGAGGGGACUGUGCCAACUACUUGCGCAUGGAGGCUCAUGACUGCUCCUCCUAUACACGAGUGGUGUCCACUCUGACCGACAUCUUAAAGAAGUCAGGCAUGCCACAGGUGUGUGACAGCAACCCUGUGAAGAGCCCCAAAGACCAUCUUCUCCUUAGUGUAGGGGCAGAGGUGUAUAAGGUUAGCCCAGAUCCUGAUGCUCUCCUGCCUCACCUCAUCAAGGAUAACCCCUUGUUGCCAGUUGUCUAUAAUCACAGGAUCAGGAUUAAUGUCAACACAGCAGGAGGGGAGGAGUGGAUCAGUUCAGGUCUCUACCUCUCCCCUGGUAUGAAGACCUACAUGGCCAUACCAACAGAGAUGGUCAACAAGGGAUGGAAGGUCCAGAUAGGCUGUCAGACAGACAAGCUGAACGCUGCAGAGCUGAAGAGAGCACCAUCUGUUCAUGAACGAUUCCCCAUAACCACAGACAUGAUGCAGGUGUGGAACCUGUGGGGGGGGCUCCUCUACCUGGUGGCCCCACCCAACACCCAAGUGGAGGAGGUACAGGUGAUAGUGCAGAUAGCUGUACCUGCUCCGUAUUAUAAAUCUGGUGUGACAACAGCAGCUGACUGGUCCUUGCUGCGCACUGCUCCCUCCCCCUGGGCAGAGUUGGAGUUCAACAACAUCAUCCUUACCGUGCCAUCAGAUGUUAUCCGCAGUCUGGAUCGCCCUGAUGAGUUGGCAUCGCUCUGGGAUAACAUCAUGAGAGGGAUCGCUGAACUCUCUGUCACCCCACACAAAUUUCCCCGCAAAGAACGUAUUGUAACCGAUGUGCAGAUUUCUCAUGGUUGGAUGCAUGCAGGUUAUCCUAUCAUGACACACAGGUCCACAGCAGCUGAGCUGGUCAGCAUUGACCAUGCUAGGGGUAAAGGCCUGUGGGGCCCCAUCCACGAGCUUGGACACAACCAGCAGAGAAGCUGCUGGGAGUUCCCACCACACACCACAGAGUGUACAUGCAACCUGUGGUCAGUGUAUGUGCAUGAAGAGGUGCUGGGGAUGAACAGGGCACAGGCUCAUCCAACCAUGACCCCAGAAAAAAGGAAGAAUCGCGCAGAAGAGUAUGCUAAGGGAGGGAGGAAUCUCAGCAGCUGGGAUGUGUUUGUGGCCCUGGAGACAUAUAUGCAGCUCCAGGACACGUUUGGCUGGGAUGCCUUUAAGAGGGUGUUUGCUGCCUACCACAAGAUGAGCGACUUUCCCAAUGACAACAAAGGAAAGAUGAACCUGUACGCUGAGACUUUCUCCCAGGCUGUGGGGUUGAACCUGUGUGGAUUCUUUAAGGCCUGGGGCUGGCCCACCGACCCCACCACUGAAGAGAAACUCUCCAACCUGCCUUCUUGGAGUGACCACCCCAUGGUCCAGUAUGACUGAACUUUAGACUGCUGCUGAUUAAAGAGAGAUGGUAUGUUGGUAAUAAAUAAUUAAUCUGUAUAACUGUGUUGACUUUUA